This is a messenger RNA of Homalodisca vitripennis (glassy-winged sharpshooter), 1207 nucleotides long. RefSeq names its product protein TRC8 homolog. The record is from RefSeq and is a predicted model, not a curated record. The transcript has 7 exons. Lineage: Eukaryota; Metazoa; Arthropoda; Insecta; Hemiptera; Cicadellidae. The coding region runs from base 57 to 1184 and encodes 375 amino acids.
UGUAAACUAAUAAAAUCAAUGGUAGUAGCUUCACAGUGUCUUAAGAAAUCGAAAUUAUGUUGUUUGGAUUUCAGCAAUGUUCGGCAACCCCCAACGCUACAAGGCUGCUCCUGCAGCAACACGAGACAAGACAUGCAAAUGCAGGAUGUCUGUUGGCACUACUGUUCCUGGUGCCAUUCCUGGCUCGUAGCUACAGCAUGGUGACUGUCAGCUGUUGCACUUUUGUCUAUGUCGUGUUGGUAGUACCACUCGCCACUGGGUACAUCACCACUGGCUACCUAAUAGCCCUCGCAAAGAGAGUAGUGCUCUUGGUAGUUGUGGACGAGUGUAGUGUGAUGCGUUCGCUAGCGAGACACUCGCGCGCUCUCUUCUCCUGGGUCCACUCAGUCUACCUGCAUCUAGAGAACAUUCACACCACUACUAACCAGGUGGUAUUUAACAUGGCAGCUGAAAAGGUUAUCUGUCCGGAAGAAAGGUUUGCCAGUCUAUACGUUCUGUUGUUUUACACAGUACUGGCCUACCUACAACAAAGUUUACAGAAACGCCAGUGGAGUCAAGUCCUACAUGAAACGACAGCUGCUGACUUUCUCCGUUUAACGACAGCCUUCGUAGUGGCUAGGAUGGGCAAGGCAAUUGUCAUGGGCUUGGUGUUGCUCACCUUCACUGUGCAAUUCAACGACAUAGAACCGCCUCUCAGCUACGUGUUGCUGACCCUCUCCUUCUUCCUGCUCUCACAGUUCCCGGGAACACCAGGGGUGGACUCUGCUCUGGUGGGAGUAGUCAGGGGUCUGGAUUUGUACGAAUUGGAGGGGUUGGAGGAGUGGUGGGUCCCCACAGUGACGAGGGGUGCAGCAGUCACCAUGUCCACAGCACUAGUAGCCCUGCUGAUAUUCCGAUCACAUUUCAUUUUGGCCGCUCUGUUGGGAUACACAAAUGUGCUAGUGCCGUGGUGGCUGCUGCAAGAGAGGUGUUGGGAGCCACUACAGACGCAGCGGAUGGCUACUGCACACUUUCCACUCCCCACUCUACGUCAGCUACGUGACCGUAUUUGUGCAGUAUGCUUGGAUGAUAUGCGCCUGCUCUCUGCGCGUGUCACACCAUGUCAUCACGUGCUGCAUGCAUAUUGCCUUCGCAAGUGUGUCCAAUCUUUCCAUCAGUGUCCUUUGUGUAAACACCCAUUAUGACAAAAUAUAAUUUUUUGUAAAUA